Messenger RNA from Thermothelomyces thermophilus ATCC 42464, 955 nucleotides. RefSeq lists its product as uncharacterized. NCBI's taxonomy places the organism in Eukaryota, Fungi, Ascomycota, Sordariomycetes, Sordariales, Chaetomiaceae. The record is from RefSeq and is a predicted model, not a curated record. The coding region runs from base 308 to 733 and encodes 141 amino acids. The transcript is spliced from 3 exons. Gene Ontology annotation, cellular component: nucleus.
CCAGGAUCUUGCCGCGUCUAGCUCAUCACACCGCGUUCAACACGAUGCCUGAGAAAUGAGCCAUAGCUCAACCACCGACAAGUCAAGAUAAUGCCAAAACGGAAAUCCGCUCCAGAAGAAGAGCCACCGGUGGAGCAAGUGCGGCGGCGAUCCUCGCGCUUGCAGAGCUCGGCCAACGGAGCCGCACCAAGCGAAGUAUCAACAACCCGUGAAACCAAAACACAGCCGUCAACCAAGAAACCAAGAGCAAAAAAGACUGACAAGGUACGAUUUGUGUGCUACCCAGAUAUAUGACCUUGAUAAAAUAAUGUUGUUGCUCCAUAGCUGUACUGACCAAACCAACUCCGAGUCGCAACCCCUUGACAAGAAGUCUCCCGCGGAAGGCAAAGCCGCCAGUGAGACUGCCACAUUGUCCGACAAUGUUGCGGCUUCGGAGGGUGAGAGGAACUACUGGCUCAUGAAAGCCGAGCCCGAGUCGCGGUUCGAGAAUGGCGUCGACGUAAAGUUCUCGAUCGACGACUUGCGGGCCAAGACAGAGCCUGAACCAUGGGACGGUAUCCGCUCCUAUGUCGCCCGCAACAACCUCCGAGCCAUGAAGAAGGGGGAGCUGGCAUUUUUCUACCACUCCAACUGCAGCGAGCCCGGCAUUUACGGAACCAUGGAGAUUGUGCGAGAGCACUCGCCCGACCGUGCGUCCGUCCGUCCACUUGAGUCGAGCAGGAUGAAGCCCUAACCAAUGUUCUAGUAACCGCGCAUGAUCCCAAUGCGCCUUACUACGACCCCAAAUCCGACCCAUCGAACCCUAAGUGGAGCGUCGUGCACGUCAAGUUCCGGAGCAAGUUUGCCGUGCCCAUCCUGCUCAAGGAGCUGCGCGAGAUGGGCGCGCCUGGAAAGCCGCUCGAGAACAUGCAGCUGCUGAAGCAAUCCCGGCUCAGUGUAACCAAGGUCAGCCCAG